AUGGUGAUCAUCCUAAACUGUAUCACGCUGGGUAUGUACCGUCCUUGCAGCGACAUUGAGUGCGACUCCCAACGAUGCCUGGUCCUCCAGGGAUUCGAUCACUUCAUCUUCGCUUUCUUCGCUGUCGAGAUGGUCGUCAAGGUCAUGGCCAUGGGCUUCAUCGGGAAGCAGGGCUACCUGGGGGAGACGUGGAACAGGCUGGACUUCUUCAUAGUGGUAGCAGGAGUACUGGAGUAUAGUCUGAAUCUAGAGAAUGUUAGCUUAUCGGCAAUCAGGACGAUACGAGUGCUUCGGCCUCUAAGGGCUAUAAAUAGGAUACCAAGUCUGCGUAUUUUAGUCAUGUUACUUCUAGAUACACUGCCCAUGCUGGGCAACGUUCUUAUGCUCUGUUUCUUCGUCUUCUUCAUAUUUGGGAUCAUCGGGGUACAACUCUGGAAGGGUCUUCUGAGAAACAGAUGUUUCCUAGAUCUCAAUGCCACCGUAGGAUAUGGGUACCCCAAUCUCACUGAUUUUUACGUUGAAGACGAGCCUUGGACGGACUAUGUAUGCAGUCUGCCCUCGGAUAAGGGUAUGAGACAUUGCACAGAAAUCAAACCUCUGUAUAGUUUGGACAGAUUGAUAUGUAACGGGAGUGCUUUACCGGAUGCAGACAACAGUUUUAUAGUGAAUUCAUCAGAAUGCGUCAAUUGGAAUCAGUACUAUACAAAGUGUGCCAUUAGUGAUGAAAACCCAUUUUUGAAUUCAAUAUCCUUCGACAAUAUACUCUACGCAUGGAUUGCUAUAUUCCAGGUAAGUCCGUAUCUUUGUACAAUUAUCUAAUUUUUUGAUAAUUUAUUAUGUAUAUUAUAUUUUUUUAUUACAGUGAUGCAUUAUAUUUAUUCUCUACAAAUCUAAAUCAAAAGCAUCUAGGGUAUUAGUAAACUCAUUUUCAUGAUAUUCAAUUCAAAAUGUAUAUAGAAUGAGUUAUGUUAUUGUUUAAAAUUCCAAUCAUUUGACUAAGGCUGUAUUCAAUCAUUUAGCAUUUGAAUAAUGAGGACAAUAAUAUUUUUAUUCCAAGACGGGGGUAGCACUCACAAAUGGGGUCUAUUAACCGAUGGGUGUUUCAUAAUGCUGUUUGUAAAGAAUGAGUUAUGUGACUGUUUAAAAUUCCAAUCAUUUGACUGAAGCUGUAUUCGAUCAUUUAGCAUUUGAAUAAUGAGGACAACAAUAUUUUUAUUCCAAGACGGGGAUAGCACUCACAAAAUGGGGUCUAUUACCCGAUGGGUGUUUCAUAAUGCUGUUUGUAAAUUAUGACUGGUGAUCCUUUCUUGUAGUAAAUGAUGAAUACCAGAUUUCCAUUGGUGUUGAUUAAGUUCCUAAGAAAGUAUUACCAGUUUCUCGUAAAGUUGCUUUUAGCUUACAAACAUCUUUAUGAAACACCCACCCGGGGUCUAUUAGCUUAUUGCACUAUGUAUUCUUCAGUUUCUCUCAAACCAAUUAAACUUUAUCGUGAUAUAUUAUUAAAGAAGAAAAGAUAUCCAUUUAUUCACGUUUUUGAGAGGUCCAAAUAUUUCUGGGUACCAAGUUCACUGCACGGCUUCAGAUAUAAGAGAGUAUAAUAUGCCAAUAUUUUUGUUCCAGAAUCUUGUAAUUUUUAAGUGUUCUGUUUUUAUAUAAGAUGAUUCCAGUAUUUCUUUUUGAAUGUAUGGUCCCUUCAGUCUUUAAAUUAUGCUUAUAUAUUCUUUAAUCUCUUCUUAUAUAUCAAUUUCAAAGUAAAUGAGGCUCAGUUUGUAAAAUGAGAUUGAAAUUAUAUAUCUGUGUCUAUGUCAUUUUCUGUUUAAAUCUGUCAAUCCUUUUUUUGUUGUUGAAGGUCAAUGAUAUUCCUUUACCCUGACAGAUACACAACGAAUGAGGUGUUGAUUUAUCAUGUUAAUUUUCUUCUCAUCAAGCAUUUCAAGAAAAUUAUUUUGCCUUUAUAAUUUCUUAAAAAUAUUCUGCGUUUCUAAUGCCAGUUUUGUUCCUUCUCUCAUUUCCAGACCUUCGUUCAGUUCUCCAGCACACCAUUAACUUGGUUACCAUGAUUUAUUUUCAUCCCAUGUGUAUUGUGUUAAUUUUUUUAAUUAAUUAGAGAUUCAUUCUUUGCAUUUUAAUCAGAUAUUAUUUUUCUAUUGAUAUUCAUUGAUUUUGAUUGAAUAUCUCCCUUCUGUGUGCUAAUGUUGUGUGAAUGCUAUGUAGUGUAGUGGGAUUGAUUGUAUGGGUCAUUGACCCUGGUGCUCAAGCAUGGAAUGGUCAUUUGAUUGGAUUCUGUACAAACUCAUUUUGAAAUCAUUACCACAACAGGCAUUUAUCUUUAAAAAAUAGGCCUUUAUUCUGAAAUUAGGUUGAAUUCAAACUCUGGUCUAAAGUUGUUGUUUAACUAUGGAUAGCCAAUUGUGGCAGACAUACAUCUCUAUUAAAAGUAGAGGUUCAACUUAUCAGUCAAUUUGACUCUCAAAUUGUUCUGAACUGUCUGAGAAGGAUAAAUAAGUUGCUUUCCCCAGUAAAGAAUUAUGAAAGAGUAUGGUAACCAUAAGAAACAUACUUAUAUGUAUUUUUGGGGACAUUUUUGGCUUUCCAUAAUUUAGUACAGAGUUAGACUACAAUUUAUUCAAGUUCAACCUGAUUUCAGAAUACGGGCCAAUAUGAAUUAAAUGGCUGUAUGAACACCACAUGAGCAUAUCUCUGAAUCCAAGUCUAGUUAGAGAUGACAGAAACAUAUCCAUGAUAUUCUGAAGCAAAUGAAAACUUUCAUCACUGUCAUAGGCACAUGAGAGAGUGAGAGGUAUAUGAUACUCAUCUGUAAAUAAGACGGGGUCUUAUAUGUCGGGAGAAGAAAGAUGUCAGUUGUAAUGUUUAACAGUUUUUAAUACUCGUCAUUCACCGAGCCAAUAAAUCAAGAGCUGCGCAGAGUUUUUCACGUACGGGCCAUAGAUCUCCUGUUAAAAGUCAUGUCAUUUAGCAGUGUGUAUUAAAGUCCUUGAUAAUGAGUAUCUCUUUCUUUGUGUAGAGGCGAAUGUCACUUCAUGUUAUGUUAGACAUACAAAUGCCUUUUAAAGAAUUGUGUUAUAAAUUGGUCAUAUAUUGUCUCUUUCUCCAACAUUUCCCCUUUAAAGUUUAUUGAUUCAAAUAUAUCUUCUACAGUUUGUUUUGUUUUAACUUAUAUUAACAUUAGGAAUUUCUGUAAUGUAUUUCAAUAAUUGGAAUAUUCCUAAUAGAAUGAUGUGCAUUUCACGUUGGGUUAUUCUUGGACACAUUUCAAAUCAAGUGGGGGGGAGGAAUGCUGCCAUGAAGGUGCUCCUAUGAGGGUGAAUAUGAAAUAAUUCGGCAUUUGCACCGAGUGAAUGAUUUUAAUUGUACAUUUUAUUCUUUAGAAAUAUCUUUAAGCAAGUAAAGAAAAUAAUGUUCAAUUUGUAAUUCACUGGACUGUUUACUCCCCCCCCCCCAAUUUUACAAAUAUUUUUGUUAGAACGUAUAGGACUAAGUGACAAAGGAACAAUCAUGAAGAAGAGUAAUAGAAAUAAAAUUGAUAUCUAUAGUAGAUCUUGACAUCGGGGAACAAGGGAAUCAAUUGCUAGCAAUCUUAGACCAGGGUCCCAUAACACAAAUGUUAGAGAUUGAUCAUAUAAUGCUUGAUUUUGAUGAUUGAUCGUACAUUGUAGUCUAUGCAAUCAAUUGUAGAAAAAUGCUCUACGAUCAUUGCUAAGCUUUGUGUCACGGGCCCCUGGAUGUGAGGACUUAGCCUCUCAGCUACCAAGCUGUGUUUGAGUAGUGCAGGUCCCGUGGUGGCUUGAACAUUUGAUGGUCAUGUGCUCGUAGAGAAUACAUAAUGAGACAACAUUUCAUGACGUGAUUAGACUGGGGCCAUUCAUGCAUAGAGUAUGUUCUCUCAGUUGAUACGUGCUUAUGGGUGGUGCUGUCGUAUACGCAUUGAGCAAGUGGGAUCGCUUUGAUAAUUUCCAUGUAAAGAAUUGGUAUUACCCAAUUGGUUGGAUAUUUGAAUUUAUUUUACCAUCAAAUUUUCAGAUAAAUAGAAAUUUGUGAGAAUUGUUGGAGCCAUAGCAUGAACUGAGGGUUAUUUGUGUUAUGAUGCAAUUGCAUAAUAUGCUAACAAUUUGAAAUAAAAAUCAAAUUUAAUUAAGACCUUUUAAAAUGAAAAUCUAAUUUUGUGACAGAUUUUAACACAGAAGAUAUUCCAUAUUUUACCCUUCUUUUUCAUUUUUGUCCCUCAAGCCCCCAUUUGCACACAGUGUUGAUGUGUUAAAAGACAUUUUGAAAUGAAUUAUUCCCAUUAUUCAGUGCCAUUUUAAAAAAAACUAAUAACAAACUAUACAGGUAUUAAGUCCAUAUACUGUACAUGUUGACUUACAGUGUCGUCUAAUUAAUAGCAUUAGUAUUGGGGAAAAAGAAAACCUGCAAUUUGAAGGUCUAUCAGAGGUGAUGAAAAGCAAGGUUUGCUCACGUUGUGAAAUGACUCCUCAGUCUCUUUCUGAUGUUGUUGCUAUCGUAAACAUAAGGCUAGACUAGACGUGAUCCGUAUUGUAAUCGAAAGAUAACAUACAAUGUAUGUUAUUCUGCUACUCGAUGAAGAAGUGACUCUAAAAAGGGGAAAUGGAUUGUGGAAGGGCCCAUGUAGUUAAAGCAGAAAAGUGGGAGACAUACUGGCCCGUAUUCUAAAGUCGGGUUUAACUUAAACUCAGGUUUAAAGUUGUGGUUUAAGUAUGGAUAGCCAAUUGUUACAUAAACCACUAACAGUAGAGAUAUCAUAUUUCAGCCCAUUUGGCUCCCAAAUCAUUCAUACAUGUACUUGUCUAGGAAGUAUAAAAAGAUGUUUGUCAACACCAUGGAUGAAUCAGGAAAGAGCACAGUAAACAUAAGAAUGAUACAACUUAAUACACAUUUUGACACUUUUGGCUUCCCAUAAUUUUAGCACAGAGUUAGACCAUGGUCUAAGUUAAACCUGACUUCAGAAUACGGGCCACUAUGUUUCUAUAUAGAGAGAUGAGAACUCUAGAAUGCAUCCUCAUAGAUUGUUCUACAGGAUUGUAUGGAAACAGGCUAGUUCCUGCCUUGCACCAUAAUUUUAGUUAAUAGGUUUGGCAAUUAGACUUUUCUCUCU
Lytechinus pictus (painted urchin) is the source of this 5134-nucleotide messenger RNA. RefSeq names its product voltage-dependent T-type calcium channel subunit alpha-1G-like. The record is from RefSeq and is a predicted model, not a curated record. Lineage: Eukaryota; Metazoa; Echinodermata; Echinoidea; Temnopleuroida; Toxopneustidae. Bases 1 to 819 code for a protein of 272 amino acids. The transcript is spliced from 5 exons. Gene Ontology annotation, cellular component: neuron projection; voltage-gated sodium channel complex; plasma membrane. Gene Ontology annotation, molecular function: low voltage-gated calcium channel activity; voltage-gated sodium channel activity. Gene Ontology annotation, biological process: transmembrane transport; calcium ion import; membrane depolarization during action potential.